AUGUUUUCCAGUGAAAUUAUGGUGAUAUUAGUGAUGUUAGGAAAUUUUCGGUGUGAUGCCAGCUCUGAAAUAUGUAGUAUGAAACUUCAUCGUUGUGAGAACGCCAGGGACGAUCGUCUCUCUAAUACUACCGACCAAAACGUCUUAUGCUCUUCUUAUAAGCUAUAUACCAAGUGCUUGGAUGAUGCUCUGAAUUUGUGUUCUCAUCAACGAUUUAUUCUGAGAUCAAUUUCAUUCUACCAAAAUAAAUUCAACUCCACUUGUAAAUCAGAUGAUAAAAAAUGUGAUGAAAUCCUGGAUACUUGCAAACAAAUUACUAACUCAAUGGUUACUAACGAAACUGCUGUCGAUUGUCCAAACUUUCUGGAAUAUAUUGUAUGUGUAUCAGAUGAGAAGUGUUCUCUCGGAGGACUUUAUGAUAUGUAUGAUAUCACUGAAGAAUAUUGCAGGAUCAUCAUGACCUCCAGUGGUAUUAAGAAUUGCAAAAACUGUUCAUCUCUAAAGACUCCAUUUUUGUCAAAUGUUAACUUGCUCAAUAAUCCAGGAACAUGGUGUGGGCAAAGAUACAAUUGUCUGACAGUUAGCUACCCAGGAAAGUCUCCCCAUAAGAAAAGCCCUCCUUAUGAAUCUCCAGCGUUAGAACUUCUUCGUAAACAACAUAAAGAGUUUGACUCUGGAUUUUCACAAAGUAAUACCGAGAGCGAUGAUAGUGAUGAAACAGAAGAAAGUGAAGAAGCUGAAACUGGCGGAGGUUAUGGGAGAGAACAAAUGGAAGCAGACGAAGAGGUGGAAGUCGAGGAUGAUGAGUUUGAGACGGGAUUUCAAAACAUUACUGACAUCGGUAGUAACUACACCUUUCGACAGAGGCCUAUUGAUGACAGAAAGAAACGGCAAGCACCUUCUUUUGGUAUCAAUAGACCAAUGGUUAAUUCAACUGAAGAGAUAAUGGAAGUCCGGAGUUCUGAACAGAAUAUAACUUCAAGAUCUUCUAGAAUUGACGACAGUAUUCGUGAUGAUAAUGAAGUGAAAUAUGAUUAUGAAGAGUACCAGGAUUAUGAAAGCAGCACCUCUAAUUCUACUAGUACUGUAACAAAUACUACUACUUCGUAUAACUCCACUGAAAAGUUUACAGGGAUGAUACGAUGUCCAAAUCCUUCGCAAAAACUCCACAUUCGAAGGGUAGUGACGGGAUAUUCGAGCACUGGGUACUGUGUUAGAGAUACAACAUACUGCUCUAAAGACAUUACCGAUUUUAAACAGGUAAUUGAUUGUGAAGGAGUAUUUGGAGAAUGUAAACUAGAGCUACCUAUAGAAAGUCAUGAUAGUUGUGAAAAUAGUAACUAUGUUAAAAUUGAGUAUGAUUGUAUUUAUGAUCAUUCCCUGGUGGAUAUUUGUUCUAAAAUACAUGUAAGUAGAUGGAGGGAAAUAGCUAUUCAAUCACCAUCAUACCCAGCUUCAGCAUCAGUACCAUCAGCUAAUAUUAAAACCUGUGAAUGUGAGAUUGUUACUGAUGAUAAAUCCUCCCUCUAUAUAUCCUAUUUGAAAAGCGACAUGUCUGGCUCUGAUGAUAAAUGUGACGAAGAGGUAUUGCUGUUUGAAGAGAAGUAUAAUGCCAACAAUUCGUCAAGGUUCCAAGUUACUGGUGAAAUAUGUGGCAAGAAGUCGUCCUAUUCCAGAAGGUUUGGAGAUAAUCAAAUACGAAUGACCUAUUUAAUAGGUGGAAUCGACGAUACUAGGAAGCGUGGUGGUUUUUUAUCAAGAAUUUCCGCACAUUCAUUUGUAAGAGGUAACAGUCUAAUCAACGUUAAAUGUUCUUCUGUCCAAGCUAAUGCAGCAGGUCAGGCAAAUAGAAAUCAUCCGGUAAGAGCCGUACCAACACCAAUCAAGAGAACUAUUAUUUCACCAUUUUUUGUUAAAGAAAGGAACAAUGUUUCCCAUCCCGUGCCAAUACUCUAUCACAAAUUAACAACUUCCAGUCCUCAGACUGCUACUACCCCUCGAUGGCGAAUAGGACCCCGUGGUCGUAAAUAUAUACCAAGACCUGGUAACCCGAAUGGACCAAUAUUUUUGGACGGAUUAGGCCCCGCAGGUGUUAGAAGACGUUAUCCAAGUCGCAUUGGUGUACCGAGAAGAUAUAGACCUGGCUUACGAAGGAGAAUUCAGAGAACCACUGUAGCACCCUUUCUGUUCAAUUUUACCAGACCUGUACUACCAGAAACAAAUGUUGAAAACACCACAAAAUACAUUGAACCUACAACGGCAACUCCAAAUAAUAUCAGUUUAACGAAUAAGACUGCGGUGGCUGCUGUUGCUUCUAACAGUGCUGGGGCUGUCAAAGCUGGUGAAGAAGAUAUUUCUGUAAAUCCAGCUGCUUCAACUGAUGCUAAAGGAACGCUGGUAGCAGUUAUAGCUAGUAUGGCGUCCAUCCUUGUCAUCAUAGUAUCUGUUGGAUUUUACUAUUUCUAUAGAAAACGCCAGAAAGCACUCCCCAGUAUGAGCAAGGUACCUUCUGACACCAGCAGUACAUGGUUUAGUGAAUAUUAUUAUGGGAUAACCAACUUUUGCAAGCGAAAAAUUUAUGGUGACAGUAGUAAUACGACUCAGCUAUCACCAGAUGACAACACAGAUGAAUCCAUGUAUGAAUCCUAUCAAAAUGAUGCCCUCAAUAGUAACGAAGUAACAGAGGGUAAACCAUCAAACUUAGAAAUAAUAACCACCAACUUAAGUAAAUCCAAAGACAAUAGUCAAUCUAUUUUCGGCAAUACAUGUACUAUCAAGUCUCAAAUUGAAACUUUGGAAUCUCUAGAAGUCAAACUUGUAGCUCCACCACGUAGGAAACGGAAUAAACUAGCUCCACCAAUACAGAGCGCAGAAACAUCACAAACAGGACGUAGCCGGGUACAACAACCUCCAACAACUGCUGACUAUGAUAACCCACAUACACCAGAAAGGGAAAGUGGUGGGGUACAGCAACGUCAGACAACUGCUGACUAUGAUAACUCAGAAACACCAGAAAGAGAAGGUAGCGGGGUACAGCAACGUCAGACAACUGCUGACUAUGAUAACUCAGAAACACCAGAAAGAGAAGUUAGCGGGGUACAGCAACGUCAGACAACUGCUGACUAUGAUAACCCGAUUGUGACAGAUAACACUGAAAACAACCCUGUCUCUGACAAUACCUAUGAUAAUUGUAUAUCAGCUGGUACAACUCGACAACACACGCCUUUAUCUCCAAUUAUUGAAAUUCAGGAUAAUGAAAAUACGGAAUAUGCUAGCAUUCCUGAAAUGAUUUCUAUGUUUAACUCCCAGUGCUAAUUAAUGCUUUCUAAGUAAUUUGUAGUUUAUGAAUAAGUUAUAUAAUAUUUCCAUCUUGUUUUAUUAGUUUUGCAAAGAUAAAAUUAUAUUUGAAGAAAC
This is a messenger RNA of Lottia gigantea (owl limpet), 3414 nucleotides long. RefSeq lists its product as hypothetical. NCBI's taxonomy places the organism in Eukaryota, Metazoa, Mollusca, Gastropoda, Lottiidae. The transcript is spliced from 7 exons. The coding region runs from base 1 to 3315 and encodes 1104 amino acids. The record is from RefSeq and is a predicted model, not a curated record.